This is a messenger RNA of Balearica regulorum gibbericeps (East African grey crowned-crane), 1231 nucleotides long. The record is from RefSeq and is a predicted model, not a curated record. Lineage: Eukaryota; Metazoa; Chordata; Aves; Gruiformes; Gruidae.
AUGGCUUCAAAGGUCUCAUGCUUAUAUGUUUUGACAGUAGUUUGUUGGGCAAGUGCUCUCUGGUACUUAAGUAUAACUCGCCCUACUUCUUCCUACACUGGCCACAGACAGGUCAGUAGCAUAUCUAUAGCCAGAAAAAACGUUUCCUUUGGCAACAUAAGAACUCGACCUAUAAAUCCACAUUCCUUUGACUUUCUUAUCAAUGAACCCAACAAAUGCGAGAAGAGUGUCCCUUUCUUGGUCAUUCUUAUCAGCACAACUCACAAAGAGUUUGAUGCGAGGCAAGCCAUUCGAGAAACGUGGGGAGACGAAAACAACUUUAAAGGAAUUAAAAUCGCCACACUAUUUCUUCUCGGAAAAAACGCAGAUCCUGUAUUAAAUCAAAUGGUAGAGCAAGAAAGCCAAAUUUUUCAUGACAUUAUUGUGGAGGAUUUUAUCGACUCCUAUCAUAACCUCACUCUGAAAACAUUGAUGGGGAUGCGGUGGGUAGCAACAUUUUGUUCAAAAGCAAAGUACGUCAUGAAGACAGACAGUGAUAUUUUUGUGAAUAUGGAUAAUCUUAUUUAUAAGCUGCUCAAACCUAACACCAAGCCAAGGAGAAGGUACUUCACAGGUUACGUUAUAAACGGAGGACCAAUACGAGAUGUUCGCAGCAAGUGGUACAUGCCGAGAGAUUUGUAUCCUGACAGCAAUUAUCCACCCUUCUGUUCAGGCACCGGCUACAUAUUUUCAGCUGACGUAGCGGAACUGAUUUACAAAACUUCCCUUCAUACCAGACUUCUUCAUCUUGAAGAUGUGUAUGUUGGACUCUGUCUUCGGAAGCUGGGCAUUCACCCCUUCCAAAACAGUGGCUUCAAUCACUGGAAAAUGGCUUACAGCUUGUGCAGGUACCGCAGGGUGAUCACAGUGCACCAGAUAACACCAGAAGAAAUGCACAGAAUUUGGAAUGACAUGUCCAGCAAGAAACAUCUUAGAUGUUAAGAUUUUUACAGAUGUAAAUACCUUUUUUUUAAGAUUUUGAUUUAGCGUGGUUAUUUUUUGACAAAGUGAUCUGCUGAUUUACAGGUUAAACUGUGGGAUAUUAACUGUGAAAGGAUUUUUAAUAACUGAUUUUUCAUUCUCAUUUUGACUACUGGUUUACAGACUUCAGGCUCUUUUCAUAAGGACAUUACACCAAGCGAAAGGAUCUAGAGUCCAGUCUCAGAUUUUGUAUAUUAUCUUCUAUCACACA